This is a messenger RNA of Suncus etruscus (white-toothed pygmy shrew), 2418 nucleotides long. RefSeq names its product SRY-box transcription factor 10 (gene SOX10). The transcript is spliced from 4 exons. Gene Ontology annotation, cellular component: nucleus. The record is from RefSeq and is a predicted model, not a curated record. Bases 180 to 1580 code for a protein of 466 amino acids. Gene Ontology annotation, molecular function: RNA polymerase II cis-regulatory region sequence-specific DNA binding; DNA-binding transcription factor activity, RNA polymerase II-specific. Gene Ontology annotation, biological process: morphogenesis of an epithelium; neural crest cell migration; peripheral nervous system development. Lineage: Eukaryota; Metazoa; Chordata; Mammalia; Eulipotyphla; Soricidae.
GGGCCAGCCCCUCCCUCCCAGCCCCCCAGCGUCACCCCCCAGCCCCCGAGCUGGAGCACACACCUUGGGAAACCGUGUUCCACUUCCUGAGAGCAAGCCCAGGGUUGGACCAGAGGUCAGAAGAGGUGGGCGUGGGGCUCUUGGGCCGGACACCGGCGGUGGCACCGGCCGAGGGCGACAUGGCCGAGGAGCAGGACCUGUCGGAGGUGGAACUGAGCCCAGUGGGCUCCGAGGAGCCCCGAGGCCUGUCCCCCGGGAGCGCCGCGUCGCUGGGCCCCGACGGCGGCAGCGGUGGCAUGCGUGCCAGCCCGGGCCCCGGCGAGCUGGGCAAAGUCAAGAAGGAGCAGCAGGACGGCGGUGGCGGCGGUGGCGGGUCCGAGGCCGACGACGACAAAUUCCCCGUGUGCAUCCGAGAGGCCGUGAGCCAGGUGCUGAGCGGCUACGACUGGACCCUGGUGCCCAUGCCCGUGCGGGUCAACGGUGCCAGCAAGAGCAAACCCCACGUGAAGCGGCCCAUGAACGCCUUCAUGGUGUGGGCACAGGCGGCACGCAGGAAGCUGGCGGACCAGUACCCGCACCUGCACAACGCCGAGCUCAGCAAGACGCUGGGCAAGCUCUGGAGGCUGCUGAACGAGAGCGACAAGCGGCCCUUCAUCGAGGAGGCCGAGCGGCUGCGGAUGCAGCACAAGAAGGACCAUCCAGACUACAAGUACCAGCCUCGGCGGCGCAAGAACGGCAAAGCAGCGCAGGGCGAGGCCGAGUGUGGGGGAGCCGAGGCGGAGCAGGGCGGGGCCAUCCAGGCACACUACAAGAGCGCCCACCUGGACCACCGGCACCCCGGGGAGGGCUCCCCGAUGUCGGAUGGGAACCCCGAACACCCCUCAGGCCAGAGCCACGGCCCCCCGACCCCGCCCACCACCCCAAAGACAGAGCUGCAGCCUGGCAGGGAUGCCAAGCGGGACGGGCGUGCACUGGGGGAGGGCGGGAAGCCCCACAUCGACUUCGGCAACGUGGACAUCGGUGAGAUCAGCCACGAGGUCAUGUCCAACAUGGAGACCUUCGACGUGGCCGAGCUGGACCAGUACCUGCCGCCCAACGGGCACCCGGGCCAUGUGGGCAGCUACUCAGCCGGCUACGGGCUAGGCAGUGCCCUGGCAGUGGCCAGCGGACACUCGGCCUGGGUCUCCAAGCCACCCGGCGUGGCCCUGCCAGCCGUGUCACCACCCGGUGUGGAUGCCAAGGCACAAGUGAAGACGGAGACGGCCGGGCCAGGGGGCGCGGGCCACUACGAGCAGCCGGCGGGUGCCCAGCUCCCCUACACCUCACUCAGCCUGCCCCACUACGGCUCUGCCUUCCCGUCCAUCUCCCGACCGCAGUUCGACUACGCUGACCACCAGCCCUCGGGACCCUACUACAGCCACUCGGGCCAGGCGCCCGGCCUCUACUCGGCCUUCUCCUACAUGGGGCCCUCCCAGCGGCCCCUCUACACGGCCAUCUCUGACCCCAGCCCCUCAGGGCCCCAGUCGCACAGCCCCACGCACUGGGAGCAGCCCGUGUAUACGACGCUGUCCCGGCCCUGAGGGAUCUGGCUGGCCACCACCCCUCGCCCCCUGCCCCUCCGGGUAGCACCCCCUUGAUCCCCGCCCCCUAAGUCCCUCACUCACCUCCGGCCUGGUGGUGGCCGUUGAGGGAGGCGCAGAGGCAGGUUGGAGAGGCCACGACCCCCUCUGCCUCUAGGCUGUCCCCAGUUGUGAAGACAGACGGGGACUGGAAAAAGAGGGUAAAAAGGGCCCCCAGGAAUGACCCUUUAGCCCAGGACCCAGACGGGCUGGCUUCUUCCCCUCCUGGAAGUGGGGUGGUGGAGAAUGAUUUGGGGGGCUCACAGACCCAGGGGUCAGGGUCCCUGCGGCUGAGGACAAAUUGGAGGGAGCAUUUGAGGGGUUCAAUAGGAGGGCCUUCCUCGAGGCUGGCAGGCUCUGGGGCCCCAAGCUGUGCCAAUGGCCUCGUGCUAGAACGCCCCAAGGGUCCCCAUCCUGGGGCAGGAGCUCGCAGGUAGAACUGAGAAGAUCCCAGCCUGCCCACAGCCCCCAGAUCCCCAUCCCCAUGGCCCCUGCUGCCGGCUCCUUCCUGCUAGGGUGGGGCCACCUCCUUGCUCCCGGAGACGCAGGACCCCAGCAGGACCCCACCGCAGCUUGUGGGUGCUGGCUGCAACCCCUGCCCCAGCCCCGCUGAGCCUCUGCCUACCCCCCCUGAAUCAAGUCUGUAGCUGUGUGCCCGCCCCAUGCCCACACCACCCCCCAUGUAACGCACCCUGCUCCUUCUUAUUUAUCUGUAGCUCCGGCCCGUUUGGGGCCCCCCUGUUAACCGCAGUAAGUGACCUGUAAUAAAGCGAGAGGCCGCGGCCUCGCCUGGCCUGUC